AUGCUUACCCUAAAGUCGCUAUACCCGAACAGCCUUGCGGUACAAAGGAUGAUGGAGAUGGUCCGAGAGGAGGGCAACAUGGGUUUGCAAGACGGCUUCUUAUUCACAGUGUGGUUACUAGACUACUACAACAGCGGAUAUAUCUUGGCAGACCUUGCAACAGUAAUGGCGACCCAAUCCGAUUUCUACUAUCUCACAUCGAAAGAGUACGACCUCGAAUUACGAAGGGCGACGGAAAGCGACGAUGACGACGAUGACGACGAUAGCAACAACAACGAUGAUGAUGAUGAUGACAGCGAUGACGACGAGGUAUUCAGCAAUGACAGCGGUAGCGACGGCUCUUCCUCGAAUUCAUCAUCCUUCAUCAGGCCACCUUCCUAUUCGAAAGACACGCAAACAAGGAUAUUGCAGUGGAGGCCCCAGCUGUGGUCAAUACCCAAUCAUGCCGAGCUCGAAGCGAUAUCGGAGUUUCUACCUCCAUGGCCAACAGCGAUUGCCGAUCCAGUUCCUGAGCACGAAUACGUACCGAAUAUGUAUUUUUCUGCUGCAGCAGUCGCAAUCCGCUUUCUCGAAGAGCUUGCUCCAAAACCCCGGGAGCAGCUUCGCAAGAUCGUAAUCCAGGAAGACCAUCCAAGUGUAGCAUCUUCGAAAACACACGCGCAGGGCCUGAUAUCGUUCUGCCAGGCGAACCCAAAAGUCCGAAUAGAGCGUAGGGUCAAUGUGUGGCCUACCGAGUUCGUGUACCGGAGCAACUAUUUCGCCCAUCAUACGAAAGUGAUAGUAAAGAUGAUUGCGACUUGGAUCAAUGAGGUCAAGAUCUUAUAUCAAAUGGGUAUGCCUGCCGGCUGCUUCACAUUAGUCCUCCACGGUCCAUCCGAAGCAGCAAGCCAGCAACUCAGCGAUGCCAUCACCAGAGCAGCGAUAUGGCUAGAGGGCACUGUUGAACUUGCUCGGCGAGAGCAGCGUCAGUUCCACCCCUUUCAAGGUAUAACCGAAGACUUCGUGGACGUGAUCAAGGAGAUGCUGCGCGGGGAGAUACCAGCGAGGUUCGAUGCAGAGAUGGAUGAGGUGUGGGACAUUGAGAAGAUUCUAAGCGAGCAUGCGGGAGACUGGCCCAGCAAGGUCAGCGAUGUCUUUCGUCUUCAGGAUUUCGAGGAGCCGGAGGGGGGCUGGCACGCGGCGCGCGAAGCGUACAAGGAGAGGGAGGGUUAG
Molecule: messenger RNA, 1212 nt
Organism: Alternaria ethzedia
Lineage: Eukaryota; Fungi; Ascomycota; Dothideomycetes; Pleosporales; Pleosporaceae
Exons: 1
Coding region: 1-1212 (403 amino acids)
Source: RefSeq, a predicted model, not a curated record